Alternaria atra is the source of this 1626-nucleotide messenger RNA. RefSeq lists its product as uncharacterized. The transcript has a single exon. Lineage: Eukaryota; Fungi; Ascomycota; Dothideomycetes; Pleosporales; Pleosporaceae. Bases 1 to 1626 code for a protein of 541 amino acids. Gene Ontology annotation, molecular function: amino acid transmembrane transporter activity. Gene Ontology annotation, biological process: amino acid transmembrane transport. The record is from RefSeq and is a predicted model, not a curated record. Gene Ontology annotation, cellular component: vacuolar membrane.
AUGGACCACAAAGAUCUCGCUUCUGCCCACGGCGACGUUCCCAUGCAACAUACCAAUGAACCCGACAACAAGCCCAAUGCUCUCAAUGCCCUACCCGUAUCUGCCCAGCGACCUACUAUUGCCCUUGCAGCAGACCCAACCUACGACCCACAGGACCCUUUGCAACAGAAGAAGCACGGAGACCCUGAAAAACUCGAAACCUACUCCGAAAACGACACAAACCUAGGCGAUGUAUCCGACAUUCAGAAUGCAAGCAAACGACCCACAAGCAGUGCCGGCACCAAGAAACUCAACACUACACAAACUGUCAUCAUCUUUAUGACAAAUGAGAUCGGAAUCGGCAUCUUGUCAUUGCCAGCCGCUCUCAACACCCUUGGAUUCUUCCCAGGUAUCGUAGCCAUCAUCGGCAUGGGAAUGCUUAGUCUGUACACAGCGUACAAUCUCAUUCAGUACUGGCGCAAGUACCCUUACAUGCUCAACAUUGUCGAUUACGGACGCGUCCUCGGCGGCCCCUGGCUCGAAGCCGUCUUUGCCAUUGGCUUUUUGAUCAACAUGGCUCUCAUCAGCGCAUCGGCAGUCGUCACCAUCUCCAUCGGUCUCAACACUGUAAGCGACCACGCGACCUGCACGGUCGCCUUCACAGUCGUCGCGGCCAUCGCUAUGUGGGCCAUGUGCGUACCCCACAGUAUGCGCUUCGUAUCAUGGGCAUCGUGGCCCUGCACAAUCUCAAUCUUUGCGUCCGUAAUGUUCGUCAUGAUUGUCCUCGGUGUUCAGGGCCCCCGAAACGCGGGAGCACCCCUCAACCUGAAAGCCAUCGGAAGCCCCACUUUCACAGAAGCUGUCGCUGCUUUCUUGAACAUUGCCUUUGCUUUCAGCGGGAACCAGGCUUUCCCAACCGUCAUUGCCGAGAUGGAGAACCCCUCUCGUGACUACCCACGCGCUGUCACUAUUGAAAAGUGUGCCUCUACCACCAUCUACUGCAUUGUCGCUGCGGUUGUCUACGCUCUUUCCGGCGAGUCAGUCGCCUCGCCGGCGCUCGGAUCUCUCCAGCCCCUGAUGGCUAAGGUCGCUUACGGACUUAUCUUCAUUGGACUUCUUGGAACAGGUUUGGUGUUCGGUAUGACCGCCGCGCGCUACCUCCACGUCUUCUUUUUGCGCGAGAUUGGCACUCGCCAAGCCAAGAAGAAUGGAAGCUUCAACGAAGAGGUCUCAUCUUCUUCCGGAUCAUCGCGUGGCCGCCGCGCCUCCGUUGCUAUGAGCCACAUGGGCCAGAAGACUGAGUGGGCUGUCUGGAUCUUCUCCGUCACCUUGUUCUGGGUUGUCGUCUGGAUUCUCGCCAACGCCAUUCCGGUUUUCAGCUCCCUUCUUAACAUCUCUGCUGCUCUUUUGCUAUCAUGGUUCACCUGGGGUGUUACCGUACUUUUCUGGUUCCAUCUCAACUGGAACGGCAAGUGGCGCUCCAGCACGAAGAAGAUUGCGACGGCCGCGUUCAACGUGUUCAUCAUGUGUGUCACCCUAUUCAUGAUGGUUCCUGGUAUGUACGCCAGUAUCGACGCACUGCUGAACGUGUUUGCCACUACGGAGGUCAAUGGCGCAUUCACAUGUGCGGACAACAGCAUUUUGUAA